Pogoniulus pusillus (Red-fronted tinkerbird) is the source of this 3115-nucleotide messenger RNA. RefSeq names its product solute carrier family 6 member 2 (gene SLC6A2). The transcript is spliced from 14 exons. Gene Ontology annotation, molecular function: norepinephrine:sodium symporter activity; dopamine:sodium symporter activity; neurotransmitter:sodium symporter activity. Gene Ontology annotation, biological process: dopamine uptake involved in synaptic transmission; sodium ion transmembrane transport. Gene Ontology annotation, cellular component: plasma membrane; presynaptic membrane; neuron projection. Bases 55 to 1941 code for a protein of 628 amino acids. NCBI's taxonomy places the organism in Eukaryota, Metazoa, Chordata, Aves, Piciformes, Lybiidae. The record is from RefSeq and is a predicted model, not a curated record.
GCGGGAAGUCCGCUCCCGGCGCCCGCCCAGCCCGCCUCAGCCGCCCGUCUCUGGAUGUUCAAGGCGAAGAUGAACAAGCCGAGCCAGCCCGACCGCAAAGUGUCGGUGGUAGCCCCACUGGCGGAGCGAGCGGGGCCGCCGCCCCCGCGAAAGGACGUGGAGCUGAUCCUGGUGAAGGAGCACAACGGGGUGCAGUACACCAGCAGCAGCCUGCUGCCCGCCGCCCCGGCGCCGCGCUACGGCCCCCAGGACAGGGAGACCUGGGGCAAGAAGAUCGACUUCCUUCUCUCCGUCAUCGGCUUCGCCGUGGACCUGGCCAACGUCUGGCGGUUUCCCUACCUCUGCUACAAAAAUGGAGGGGGUGCUUUUCUUAUUCCCUAUAUUCUCUUUUUAAUCAUUGCUGGAAUGCCCCUGUUCUAUAUGGAAUUAGCACUGGGACAGUAUAACCGAGAAGGGGCUGCCACUGUGUGGAAAAUCUGCCCAGUUUUCAAAGGUGUAGGCUAUGCAGUGAUACUCAUAGCCCUCUACGUGGGUUUCUACUACAACGUUAUCAUAGCUUGGUCUCUGUAUUAUCUGUUUUCAUCAUUCACAUUUGAGCUCCCUUGGACAAACUGCCACAACAGUUGGAACAGUCCAAAUUGUACAGAUCCCAAACUCUUCAAUGCAUCAGUGCUUGGCAAUGGUACCAAAUACUCAAAGUACAAGCUCACUCCUGCAGCUGAAUUUUAUGAGCGAGGAGUUCUACACCUGCACGAAAGCCGUGGAAUCCACGACCUUGGCUUGCCUCGCUGGCAACUUUCUCUCUGCCUCUUGGUGGUGGUAAUCAUUCUUUUCUUUAGUCUGUGGAAAGGUGUGAAGACUUCAGGAAAGGUUGUUUGGAUAACAGCCACUUUGCCUUAUGUUGUAUUAUUUGUCUUGUUAAUACAUGGAAUAACCCUGCCUGGUGCAUACAAUGGAAUAAAUGCAUACCUGCACAUAGAUUUCAGAAGAUUAAAAGAAGCCACAGUGUGGAUUGAUGCAGCUACUCAGAUAUUUUACUCCUUAGGAGCCGGGUUUGGUGUUUUAAUUGCAUUUGCCAGUUACAAUAAGUUUGACAACAACUGUUACAGGGAUGCUUUGCUGACUAGUACCAUUAACUGUGUCACAAGCUUCAUCUCAGGAUUUGCAAUUUUCUCCAUACUGGGCUACAUGGCUCAUGAGCACAAAGUUAAAAUCGAGGAUGUAGCUACUGAAGGAGCUGGUUUAGUUUUCAUCCUGUAUCCAGAGGCAAUUUCAACUCUUUCAGGAUCUACAUUUUGGGCUGUGGUAUUCUUCAUCAUGCUCCUUACUCUUGGUAUUGAUAGUUCUAUGGGAGGAAUGGAGGCUGUCAUCACUGGCUUGGCAGAUGACUUCCAAAUUCUGAAGCAGCAUAGAAAGCUCUUCACCUUCGGUGUUUCUUUUGGCACUUUCCUACUUGCCCUUUUCUGCAUCACCAAUGGUGGAAUUUAUGUGCUCACACUGCUGGACACAUUUGCAGCUGGGACUUCAAUAUUGUUUGCAGUUCUAAUGGAGGCAAUUGGAGUUUCCUGGUUUUAUGGUGUGGACAGAUUCAGUGAAGAUAUCCAACAAAUGAUGGGCUUCAAGCCAGGCCUCUACUGGAGACUGUGCUGGAAAUUUGUUAGCCCUGCUUUUUUAUUGUUUGUUGUGAUAGUCAGCAUAGUAAACUUCAAACCUCUGACCUAUGAUGACUACACCUUCCCUCUCUGGGCAAACCGCAUUGGCUGGGGAAUAGCAUUAUCUUCAAUGAUACUUGUGCCUGCCUAUAUUAUCUAUAAGUUUAUGAAUGCACGUGGGACCUUUAAAGAAAGACUAGCAUACUGCAUCACACCUGAAAACGAGCACCAACUUGUGGCCCAAGGAAACGUCAGGCAAUUUAAGCUUCAGCACUGGCUAACAAUAUGACAACUGACAGCCUGAGGAAAAAGCCAAUACUUUAAGCUCAACUGAGAAUACACAAAGUUCAAAGCUCCCUCGAUUAUGCUUGGAUCAAGCUGGCUCAGAGCUUAUCUACAGACUCUUUGAGGGAAGACAUCUGCUCUCUGUUCUCAAUGCCUCCCUUCUGUUCCUUGGCUUCAAACAAUCUUUAAAGACUGCGUUUAAUUUUUCAUAUAUCCUUUGGUGCCAUGAGAUCCCUACAUUGACCAAAACUUGUGAGUUUUCACUAUUGGCAGAAGUGCAGGAGGGGGGAGCAGAGAAAAAAAUGCAAUCAACAUAAGUUAAAUGCUCUUUUAUUGUGAAGAAGUGAUUUAAACUUUUGACAGUAAUAAUUACUUCAGACAUUCGUGCCAUGAUCUAUUUUAAACCAACAACAUCAGAAUAUUCUUAGAUGUAAGGAAAGAGUACAUCUCAGUUGUGAGAAAAGAGCAAUUUUAACUGUGUACUAAUGUCAUUAGCUUUCUUGCCAUAAUAUCCUUUGGGAUAUGAGUUUGCAUUCCUCUGAAGUGAAGACUCAGUGCUUCAUUUUCAGUGGUUUAUUAGUUUCUUCUCUUGCUGAAGAAGGUUGUCUUUGCUGUAUAUGCCCAUGCCAUUCUCUGUCCAGUGUAAUUGCACAAGCUGAAGAACAGCAGGAGCAGAACUCCUGCUAUAGCUACUAAGUACAACAUACAGUUUAAUACCACAAUGUACUUAAUGAAAAAUGCAUUCUCUUGCAUCAACAUUUGAAGUGGCUUUAUCAUACAAUUCACAGUCCAGACUUUUUCACCUCAGUAUGAAAGUUACUGGCAGAUAGAGACUUUCAUCUUCUGUUAUGUUUUGUUCCAAAUAAAGAAUGUAAAAUACAUAGGAAGAAGGAAUAUUUUUUUGCAUUACAUAAUCUACCCAGAGGCACCAAAAUAUCAAAAGUCUGGCUUUAUUCUCCUGCUGUGAACAUGCUAUUACUGUAAUUUAACAUGGAUUCACCUACCAAAACAUAGUAGGAUUGUGUUGAAUAAAUUAGAAGGGUGUUUCAGGCAUACUCCACUCUCUAAGCCUAUUCCAGCUCUUCUCUUUGGCAGUAUUAUGCAAGGUAGAAAAUAGAGAACAAACUCUGCGUUUGGGUGCUGUUCGUAUUCCCUGGUCACUUAACACUGUAGUAUCU